Molecule: messenger RNA, 1074 nt
Organism: Scomber scombrus (Atlantic mackerel)
Lineage: Eukaryota; Metazoa; Chordata; Actinopteri; Scombriformes; Scombridae
Product: natterin-3-like
Exons: 3
Coding region: 1-1074 (357 amino acids)
Source: RefSeq, a predicted model, not a curated record
AUGGCUCUCUACAAAGCGAUCUGCGUGGCAGCUCUGCUGGCUCUACUGAGCGCAGUCUCCAUACUGGACCCAGCACCAGAGGACAGGACCACUGACAUCACCUCGGACAGAACAAUGCUAACAGAUGAAUUUCCUCUGUCUUCUCCUACCUUGAGACAGAAGAGAGCGGCCAGUUACUAUAACCCGAUUCCAAACUCCAACUUGAGAUGGGUGUACAGGCGUUCUGGUAGUCGUCUCCCUGCUGGAACUGUGUAUUAUGGCAACUGGUACACACAUCGUCGUGACUAUAUUUGCCAUUGUCGUUGUGCAGCAGGUUUUCAUGCGGCAGGAAGCAAUACUUGCAAAUAUGCGUAUGGUUUCAAAGAACAUACAUGCACUAACUUUUAUCUCCUGGUGAACAAAGACAAUUUUGAGAUUUUUGAGUAUAAGUCCGGUUCCUCUGGUUCAGUGCCUAAGGAUGCGAUCAGGACCUGCCGUAAUGUUAACAUAUUUGUUGGGAAGAACAAGUAUGGUCUUGGGAAGGUGGAUGUCAGAAAUAAGUCCUUCUAUCUCCCCUGGAGAGGUUGGGAGUACAAGUACAGGCAUUACGAUGUCCUGGUCAUGACCAGAAGAGUUAAGUCAGACCGCAUUUCUGAUGUCAAGUACAACUUUAAAGCAGCUAAAAAAAUUAGUCAUCCUCCAGAGGUCAUGACCAAGGCUUCCACUAGCAAUUAUCAGUGUAGAACAGUUUCCAAAACAGUUCAUCUCUCAAAGGAGUAUUCUGAAGAGAAAAGGUGGGACAGUACCACCUCCAUCUCAGUUGGUGUCACAACCAGCUUCACUGGCAAAAUCCCAUUUGUUGGCGAGACAGGUAUUGAGGUCAGUGCUUCGCCCAGCUUGGUAAUCUUGGGUCAUCACUUCAAGAAGUGGUUCAACUUGGUGAAUGUUAUCGUGACAGCUGGCAGCAGUAUCUUCAUCAUCACCCAGCCUUUUGUGGAGUCAGGCCUGCUGGAGAAAGUGGGCCUUGAAAAUACUAUAUGCAUCCAGCAGGUGUCCACCUUCGAGUCAGACCUCCGUCUCUGGGAUGUUGGAUAA